AUGUCGUGGCAAGUAUAUGUAGAUGAUCACUUGAUGUGCGAAAUCGAAGGCAAUUACCUCUCCUCCGCCGCCAUCAUCGGCCACGACGCCAGUGUCUGGGCCCAAAGUGCUGCUUUCCCUCAGUUUAAGCCUGAAGAAAUAACUGCCAUUAUGAAUGAUUUUUCUGAACCUGGAGUGCUAGCACCAACUGGUUUACACCUUGGUGGGACAAAGUAUAUGGUGAUCCAAGGUGAACCUGGGGCUGUCAUAAGAGGAAAGAAGGGCCCUGGUGGUGUUACUGUCAAGAAGACUAAUCAGGCUUUGAUAAUUGGAAUAUAUGGUGAACCUAUGCCUCCUGGUCAGUGCAACAUGAUUGUGGAAAGGCUGGGUGAUUAUCUCAUUGAUCAGGGUCUCUAGUUGUGUUCUUGUGUUUUCCUUCUCUAUUAUUUUUCUUUUUUUGGUGCAGUCUUUUUUGCUUUUUAUUUUGCUUUUCAAUCCCCUUUCGCCUUUACCCUUUCUCCUCUUUUCUUUGGGGAGCUUGUAUCUACCGACCUGUAGCUGGAUUGUGUUGUUUUUUUCCCUUUCUUUUUUGGUGGGUCAAGUUGGAAUUGUUGCAUUGUAGUAGUAUUUACAUAUUUCGAAGUAGUGGUAAACAUGUGGGGAUUGCUAAAAAGGAAGAAUAUGGUCUUCUUCCUUGUAUGAAGCUAUUUGUCAUUGUAACCCCGUGUGGAAGGGUGCAUUUUUUUUUACCUUUUUUCUUGACCUCCUAGUCAAGUGCAAGGGGACUGGACAACUGGGCUAGCCCCAGUUGGUUCCGGAAGAUUAUGUUGAUAUUUAUUGGAAUAUAAUGAAAUUUGGGUUUUUAUGCU
Camellia sinensis is the source of this 848-nucleotide messenger RNA. Its product is annotated as profilin-1. Gene Ontology annotation, molecular function: actin monomer binding. The record is from RefSeq and is a predicted model, not a curated record. Gene Ontology annotation, cellular component: cell cortex. Lineage: Eukaryota; Viridiplantae; Streptophyta; Magnoliopsida; Ericales; Theaceae.